UAAAUGAGCUCCACUCAAGAAAUUGUAACUUUGUGGUCAAAGGACCAGGUUUCUUGUCAUUGAUUUGCAAGUUGAAAACCCCUCUACUUUAAAUCAGGGAUCCUGGCAUUACCGCUGGGCCUCAUUAUAAAAGUAUGGCUAGGUCAAUUAUGUGGUCUCCUACUUGACUAGUGAGUCAUACCAAAUUACGACAUCCCCUUGUAAAUAAAUCAUAUUUCUGUAAGCCACUUGUUGACCACGUAUUUCUUACGUAAAUUGGAAUGUCCUGCUUUACUACACAUAAAUCUUGAUAGAAUUCAUACCCCAGUUGAUCACAUGUUUUUUGCUACAGUUUGUACAGUUUACCACUGAUAGUAGCCUGUUGACUGAAGUUGUUGAAAACUGUUGGGAUACCUGUUUGUGCACAUUCUUCCUGUUGUUGCUUAAGAUCAUUGAUCAAUAUCACGAGUUAAACUCACUACUCUGAAUUUUAAAUCCAAUUUUUAUCUAUGCCGCGUCUACUAUUUCUUCUGUGUCCUGGUGUCCUAGACUUGUCCACUUACACAUCUGGUCAGCAGCGUCAACCUUGGGUCGACGCAGAGUAAGUCCUGAUUGGUCUGCUAUACUCAAACCUUCUCUAUCCGUUGCCUCGAGUCCAAGGACAAGUCAACAGCCAGCCUCCGUUAUUAUUUCAAACAUACAUAGGCCUACAUAUAAACAUACUGGGCCUUAUCGUACCUUUAAACUCAAAAAUCACAGUUAUAAAUAAGCCAAAAGUGGUUGUGAAUAGGGCAAGCUGCGAAUAAUCGAUCGGUAAUAAAAUAGGAAUUAUAAAGAGUACAGUGAUAGAUAGUGGGUUAUACGAAAGCUUAAGAUAAACACUAUAUAUAUAUAGCCCAGUUACCCAGUAAUAAUACAAUAAUAACAUUACAAUAAUUAGUUCAGAGAGUUACCAUUUCUUCAAUUUUCAUCCGGAUACAUCCUUCCAUAUUACUUAUGUUUAUGCUUUAGUCAUAUCAUGUUUUCAUUUCACAGUAAAUAUGUUUGUCUUAAAAUAUUCAUUCAAUAUUUGGUACGGAUUUAUUAACAAUAGAUAAUUUUUUUUGUUAUUACUUAACAGAUGUCAAACUAAGUUGAAAGAUUUGGUUGCAGAACAUAUUGAUCAUUUACACUACAUAGAUGACUUGUUGUCAUUGGGUAUAGAAGGUUUAAAUGAAGUACUGUGUGACCAGUUACUGAGAAGAUUAUUUAUACCAUUACAUAUCUACUCACUAUUUAAGCAAUAUAAAUCGGAUGCAACAACAAAUCUAGGGACAGUUCGUAGACCUCGUCUAUCCUAUUCAGUGACGGUAUUUACACUAAUUCAUGUCUAUUUAUUUCUACGUGAUACUCGACUAAUCUGUUUACUUACGGAAGCUAUUCUAAUUGGCGAUCUCACAUUGCCUGGUUUAAUAAUACCUUGUAAUAUACCAUGUUCCAAUUCACAAAUUGUCUUCAAUAACUCUACAACUCAGGAUUGUUCUGUAAGUUUUCUAAAUAAUUUAAAUUACGACGAAACUGAUGAUACUGCAUCUGAUGAUGACCCAGCAAUGAACAUUGCUAGAACGUUAAUUGCUGCCACUGUGUCUUUACGAGCUUCUGACCAAGCAUCACCUGGGAAAAGAUUAACUGCUUACUUAAUACAUUCAGUAACAUCAAAAAAUCCAUUGAUAUUUUCUCAACCUAGUGAAUCAUUAGAACAUGGAUUGACUCAAGCAAAAGGUGUAACACAGACAUUGAUGUCUGUUCUAUGGCCACCCAAUAUGGCUCCACUAAAACUAGUGGAGAGGAAUUCAGAAACUUGUGCUCAGUCAUCCAGUACUUCAAAUCCAUAUGAAAAACGCUCAUCUGAUCUGUCACCAGGCGAUUCACAAAUACAGUCUCCUAACAGCUGUACAGAUGUUUCUUCUAUUGAAAAAUCCCCAGUUAAAACUGAAGAUUCAUCAUUUAAUUCAUCAGUUGUUUUUGGACAAAAUGAUAAACCGAUCGAUGCUGACUUAUCAAAUCUAUCUGGCCGUGUUUUUUUAAGAUCUUUAUUUCGUUCUUUGGAAAUUGGUUCCGGUUCAGAUCAAGAUGCCUUAUUCUCUAUUCUCCUUUUAUUUGCUAUAAAAUCAAAUAAAGGUGUUGAUUUGGCUACUUUGAAACUUGCCCAAUUAAACGGCCUCGAUAUAAAAAAUGAACCAUCGUAUAAUUAUACGCUUGUCACAAAGCUUAUUGAAUUAAUUGGUGACGCAUGUAAAGCUGGAAGUCGUAUUCGUUUAAUCACUGUACGAAUGGCUAUUCGUUUGCUAACAGACUUAGUGUAUAGCGUCAGUUGUGGUUGUCAAUUGUCCGAUCAACAUUUCGCUGGAAUUAUUAAUGCUCGGGAAGAAGCGAUGCUUGUUUUAAGGAGUUAUUUUGAGAUUAGUGCAAUAUUUCUAGACCUGUUUGAAAACGAAUUACGUCGUAUUCAAUCAGCACUUCCUCUGCUAUCUACAUUAGCUACAGAUGCUCGCCUGUUAAUACAACCAUAUUCAUCAUUCUUGGAGCAAUCAGAGAUAACUAAAGAUACUACUAAUGCUAUAAGUAGUAGUAAUAAGAUGCAAAUGUUGACAUGUGAUGAUAUGGAUUUAAUCUAUCGAUUACCGAAUAAUGAACGUGAGCAUAUUCAACGUGCAAUCGGUAUCUAUCUUAUUGUACAUAUUUGGUUGGAAAGAAUGCUGUCUUUAAAAAUGAAUGUUACCUCAUGUCAAGAUGUAAUUGUCGAUGCUGAUAACAUUUGUUCAUCAGUUCAUAAUUCGGAGAUAUUUCCAAAUGAUUUAUUUUCCAAUCUUGUUGGUAUACCUGGAUUAGGUGGAUUUUGUAGUAUAUCAGAUCCUAAAUCAACUACACCUACAUUAAAGACAGGAGAUAGACUAGAUCUAUUCUCUGAAACCCUGAUUGGAUGUACAGUGGAAUGUUCUGGCAUUCAUGAAAAACGUUUUAUAGUUAGUUGUGGUCAGCAGUUGGUUCUGGUAAAACCUGACUCAAAACAACUUGGUUGGGGUGUCAUAACAUUCAUUGGACCAUUACAGGAUUUGGAAUCUCAUUGUGAUCCAGCUGAUAGUCGUUGUCUUCAUGUGACCAUUCAUGCACCUGGCCAUUUAACCUGUCAAAAUUCUAGUCCUGGACGAUUAUUCAGUAAUAUUAAUAAUACUAAUAGUAAAUCGCCGAUUAUGGUUGCAAAGUUUCUAUUUGAAGAUCAUAUACGUUGUAUGACAGCUCGGCAAUUAUUGUCCCGUGGUAAAACAGUCGUUGAACAAACGAAACUACGGAAGAUCGCAUCUUUGCUUGACUUCCCACCUCAAUUUAUACGCGAAAAGUUUUUAGCUAACAACACAAGUACUGGUUACAACAGUGGUAUUGUUGGUAGUAAAAACUAUAUGUGUAAUAGCCAACACACAAUGAUUGUCAACAACCGUUUUGAUCCGGCGAAUACAAGUGGUAUGCAUUUAAAUAGUAUUAGUACUAGUGGUAGACGAAUCGGUGCAAAUGUAAUAACUGGAACGAAAAGAGCUGAACAAUCACCACCUGUGCAAAUAAGGAAGUUUAUAAGUGACAAUGACAAUAGUACUAAUAACGAUAGCAGCAGCAAGACUGGUGAAAGUGUACGCCCAGGUGAUUGUCUAGUUGGUCUGCAAGGUAAUGCGAAUACAUCUGGUUGUUUACAUGAUACAUAUGGAACUGACGCAUCAUCGUUAGUGGCACCAUUAGUUUGUUUGGCUAAUUCAAAUACUUCAACAAUGUCAAUAACUAAAGCAACAGAGUCAACUGCAUCAACAAGUACUCUUGGUGAACCAGUUGUAAAACCUAAUCCACUACUAAACUUUACUAUCACUAAAACACCUAACAGCAGAAUGAUGAAUCAACAAGAAAUUUCUCAAUUAACAACGUCAUCUUCUGUUCACAAAACAGUAGGUGUUGGAAAGAGAAUCACUGAGAAGAAGGAAGAGAAGCAACACUGGCCACAGCAACAUGAGGAUGAUGAGGAGGAGCAGACUGUCGAUGAAAAGAGAAAACUUAUCAAUUUAUCUAAAGCAUUUUCUAAUUUAAAACCAGAUAUGUCUACAAAUGACUAUUUAAGUGGAAAUAAACAAGCUGAACAUAAUUACUUAUCUUCUGAAUCCAAACAGUUAAAUUAUUCACCAGGUGAUAUUUCCGAUGUGUAAAAAUGAAAGACAGGGAGUAUGGAAAACUGAGAAUUUUUAUCUUAAAAUGCUUGUUUAAUUACAAUAAUGGUUGUUAUAUUUUGUAAAUACUCGUUUAAAACCGAACGAACAGAUCAAAGAGGAGCGAAUGCAAUAGAUCUAUCAAUCUAUCUAUUUAAGUAUAUAUGUAUGUGUAAACGAAUAAUACCUGCCAAAAGAACCAUUUGCCUAACUACUUGAAAGUUGUUUGUAUCUUUCAAGUUCCUGUCUUUCAAUACUUCAUUUCUAUUUAAAUUUCCCUUCUUUGUUGCUGAGUAAGCACAACAGAAUGACUGAAAUCUUGUAUGCUCAUGUUUUUAUAUAAUUAUGUGUAACUUACUAUUAUUACUACUACUAUUACUAGUAAGUCGUGAUAGCGUAGCGGUACCAAUAUGCAAUAUUAAUCCUUUCUUUAAAUGUAAAUUGAGACAAAUGCAUUCAUUAUUAUUUGUUUUAAAUGUAUUUAAGAUUCAUAUUUUCAAGAAGAAAGAAUAAAUGUUUAUGUCAUUAUUUAGAUGCUUGUAAUAUUUUGUUAUAACCAACAUCGGUAGUGGUUAAUAAUCAUUAAUUAAUUAUUUUUUUUCUUUCUCUCUCUGCUUAAAUGAUAAUCUUUAAUUGAGUAGAGAGCGAAACGGAAAUAAUUGAUAAUAUGUACUCUUUGAACUACUCAUAAAAAUAUGUAUUGGGUGACUAGCAUAGAAUCAGAAUGAACAUUUUUUCAUUUUCCAAAAGGAUAAUUUAUGUAAAUUGUUCUUAUUUAUCAAUUUUAUAAUUAAUGAUAAACAAAAAUGAGUUUCAUGAUAUAAUUUACUCAAAAGACAGUGAAUUUUUGUCUUGUUCAAUCAAAAAAUACACAUAUUCAAUUAUUACUAAGGGAUCGAUGAACUCAGUACUUUCGUGUGUAUCCAAAUUAACGUAUCGUUAAUUAUUCUAACUAGUAAGCUUCUACUAUUCCAUUGCGAAAUCGUAUUUUUCAUAUCUUUUGUAGAUAUUUUUGUAUUUCAUAGUUAUCUACUGACUUCAGUACAAUGCUUCACAGUUAUAAAGUAUAGAAAACAACUUUUACGUUUUGCAUCAAAAUUAUGGAAAUAAAUACAAUAGUGUAGUACGAAAAUUAUUUUGGGCAGAAAUAUUUUUGUGGUUCUAAAUUUGAUUUUGCUGGUGACUAUCCGUAAGAAUAAAGUGAGAGAUUCUCAUUGAAAAGAUAUUUCAUUUAUUCAUCGAAUUAUCUACCAACUUCAUUGAUGUCUUAUCACAAUAGCCGUUAGUAUCUGGAAGAUUAUUUUUCUAAGGUGUUGGGGGAAAUAUUCGGCAUCACUUAAUUAACAGGAUUUUUACAGAAGGAAAUGAUUUGUUCACUUUCCGGCUAAUUCAGGCAUAGGUUGUGUCUGGUCCUAUUGUAUAGAAUAGGAUAUGGCGUCAAUAGCUUCUUUCUUCGAACAAUUGAGACACAAACGUGGUUACAGGUGUUUACUAUUCACCAAUGGACUGAAGUGCAUGUGGGAACUUUUUCAGAAAAUUAGACGUAUUGUGGCCAGCAAUCGAGUCUAUGGUGCGCGUUCCAACCUAUUUACAACUCGUCAGCCGAAUAUACGUGGAUCUCGGUGAUGUUUACAUCGGAAAUGUAAUAAUAAAAGGGAAUGGGAGGCAAAUAUAUCACAUUAUCAAAAACUUAUUGUACUUUGAUAGUUUACAGGAAGUUAUAACUUUAAUCCGCUUAGACGAAUCUUUCUGUACUUGAGAGCAAAUUCAUAUCACUGAACAAAUUAUUCUCUUAUGUUAAUAAUGAUACACUCGAUACCGUUACGAAACAACAUGAAGUCUUAUUAUCAAAUGUGAGUCAAUUUUCUAUACUGCAGAAAACUCGGACUUCUAACAAGAAUAGUCCCGAUUCCUUCAGACAAAUAAAUGAUUCGAAAAGCCCUUUAAAUUCAUCCUUGAAUACUUAGUCCUGUCCUUCAUGAUGUUAGCUGCACCUUCCUAGUUCAUAGCAAUUUCGUUAUCUACUUUGCUAUAAGUGUGGAAAGAUUGAGCAUACAUAAGAAGUUUGCAAAAGUUCCAAGUCAUUCACUUCUGAGACUCUGAAUGAUGGUGGAUCAAGAUCAGCUGACUUGGAUAUAAGGAUGGCUUCGUUUUUGCUCACUAUUGUUUGCAGCAACACUUCACAUUUAAUGCAAAAAUUAAUUGCUAACACAGGUAAGUCCCAUUCAUUUAUUACUGAUACUGGUAGAAUAGAGUCAAUUUACCGUUUCUUCAUAAUGAUGUCUAUUUAAAACCUACAUGUAGUGUAAUUACUGACACCAAUGGCCAUCAGUUAGCCAUUAUUGAUACAGUUGAUAUUCCAUUGAGGAAAGAAGAGGGUAGUUGUGUUAAUAUUCCUUUCCUAGUUAGUUAGUAAGGUCUAUCCGUGCUUAUGUUCAAGGGCCUAAGAUUGCUGGAUGUACGCAUUCCUUUAUGCACCAAUUCUUCUGACAGUACCUUAAUCAAAGAUCUGGUUUUAAAAUGCUCGAAGGCUGUGGAAGGUAUGAAAAUUCACCCAGCACAUUGAGAAGUAAAAGGAGAGACGACCUUCUUGAAGCGUAGACUAAUUUCACAUAGUUUAAGAGAGGCCAUGAAGAAUGAGCUAAUUAAACUGGUAGGAAAAGAGAUAAUAAUUGCAGUUGAGUCGUUGAGAUGGGCUAAUCCCAUUGUGACUCCAUUAAAGACGGAUGAAAAAGCAUUCAGAAUUUGUGGUGAUUACCACCUGACAUUAAAUACUCGGUUAUUGCAGCAGAUUUGUAUCAGUGAAGAUAUUCUAUACAAUUUAAGAGGAUUAAGGUAUUUUUCUAAAAUGGAUCUGAAAGAUGUUUAUUUGCAAAUUCCAUUGAUGAGAUCUCUAUUGAACUAAAAACUAUUAAUACACCAUAAGGGCUGUUCACAUACAGAUUCCUACUAUUUGGAUUAAAUGUUUUCCCUGAGGUAUUCCAGAAGUUGAAAUUUUCACAAGACCCCUUCUGAGUAUUCCAAAAGAUUAUAAAUCAAAUUAUCACCGGUCUUAAUGAUGUUGGGUGGUAUCAGGAUGAUAUCGCAUUUCUUGCCGAAAAUAUUAAAUUGCAUAAUGGACGCCUUUUAUGACACGUAGGGCCGUAAAUCCAUCCAAGUGUCAGUUUCAACUUAAUUCCAUCAACUGCCUAGGCUAUACUGUAGAUACUAAGGUUUUUAAACCUGAUAUGAGCGGCCUAGCCCCAUUGAUUUAAGCAUCAUCACCUACGAAAAUCUCAGCACACAGAUCAUGGUCUGUUGCUCUUCAGUUUUGUUCCAGAUUUAUUCCUAACUUUGCAAAAAUAUUAUUUUAACUUUUUGACUUAGUUUCUAGCAGAGUUUGUAUGGGAACAACGACAAGAUAUACUGGGGAACACCUUAUGGUUUUUAACUGGUAAGGCUUUCCUCUGACCGUUUACACCGACUGAACAAUCUAUCCUUACUAUAAAUGUAUCUCCACUGGGAUUAGAUGCGGUUCUAGAGCGGAGUGGGGAACCUGUCAUUUUUAUUUUCAAAUGAUUAAGCAAGGGUGAACAAGGAUAUUCUCAGACACAAAAGGAAGCUUUGGUUAUGGUAUGGGCAAUAAAAAGACUGCAUCAAUAUUUGUUUGGUGUAAAAUUUCAUAUUGUAAAUAAUCAUCAGGCGUUAAAGUUUAUUUACCAUCCAGCUAAGUUACUUCAUUGGUCAUUCUCUGCCAUGGAUGGAAUUCAGAGUUGGGUGCUUAUGAUUUCACCAUUGAGCACCAAGUGGCCGAAAGCACACCGCAUGCAGAUUACCUCCCACGUUAUUUAUAUUUCAGAAAACUACCAAAUGAAAGUGACUGAAUGUUGGGUCAACCAUGACCUGUUGGUAUUGCAGUACUUGUGAACAAUACUUGCAAUUAUUUAGGGAUUGUCAUAAGUACAGUGAAAAGAGAUUGGAAUGUUCAGUGCAAUCGUAGGUUCCCUGAGUUCUACAAAAGGAGAGAAGACAUCUUACUACAUCCUGAGGGUUUUUUGUGCUUUAAUGAUGGAGUAACCACUCCCUUCUACCUUAGAUCUGCAGUAUUAGACGACUUUCAUUCCGCCCAUUUGGGAGCAGAGAAAAUGAAAUUUCUUGCUCGUCAGACUAGUUGGUGGUCUGAGAUCAAUGCUGAUUCAAGUCGGAAACCAAAGGACUGUCCUUCUUGUUUACAUAAGCUGUCGUAUAAUAAAAUCUACUUUGAAUCCUUGGCCUGAAUAUUAUGGAUGGUGGCAACGUAUUCAUGUGGAUUACUGAGGCCCAUUUUUAAACUCAUACUAUGCCUUAGUUAUUAUUGAUUCAUGUUGUAGAUGGCUAUAAGUGUUACCCACAGACAGUUCUAGGGAACGCUUUACUCAAAGAGAGAUGAGGAAUAUAUUUAGUUGUGAAGGGAUACCCAAUGUAUUAGUAAAGGAUAAUAGAACCGAUUUCACAGAAAGAGUUUAACAACUCGCUUACUGAUAUUGGAUGCCGUCAUCUAUUUACAGCUCCACAACAACUUCAGUCUAACGGUUUAGCAGAAAAUUUCGUUCGGACUUUAAAGAGUACCAUAACGUCAGUGAAUCCGAAUAAUCUUGAAGAGCCAUAAAAAUGUAUCGACGAUUUCUUGUUCAACAUUGUAAUGCAGAACAUUCAAGAACUUAUGACCUUCCAGCUGAAUUCCUUAAAUCUCGCAUACUUCGAACUCAUUUAGUGAACAAAAUAUCACCAGAAGUACAAUUUUAGCAAGGAAAUGAAUACGGACCAUCUACAGAGAUCACAAAUCACAGAGUGGUAAAUAUUCUUGGUUUAAAUGACCAUUCAGUUCACAGCAGGCAUAUAUACCAAGUGAAGGUUAAUGGAGUAGUUGAUCCCAAUUUUAAUUCUGAUCAUUCUCUAACUAAUCCUGAUUCUGAAAAUAAAAAUCAGAAUGCUAAACAAUCGAGACCUAACAGAAUUACAAACAAACUCAUACUACAUUAUACACACAUAGACAGACAAUCAUGUGGUGGAUGUGGUGAAUAACCAAUACAUUUACUGUACAGUUUAAUUUUUGUUGUGUUUUAACCGACCAUAAUAAUACAAUACAAUUUCAUACUGGG
This is a messenger RNA of Schistosoma rodhaini, 9325 nucleotides long. The record is from the annotation of a GenBank genome assembly. Lineage: Eukaryota; Metazoa; Platyhelminthes; Trematoda; Strigeidida; Schistosomatidae.